AUGUUGAACAAAAAACCUCGUCCACAUGAAUCAACACCAACUAAUACUAAUAUUAAAUUUAAUUCUAAUAAUAAAAUAACAUCAUCAUCAUCAUUAACAACUGAUCGUCAAUUUAUUUUCUCUCCAGCUCAAUUAAAAUAUGCAAUAUCUAAUAAUUUAUCAUGUUUUUAUAUAAAAUUUUGUCUUGAUGAUGAUCGUGUUCAACAACAAAAAUUACCAUCUGCCAUGGAAGUGGUUUCGUGGAUUCGUCAUUUGAUACAACAACAAUCAGCUCAAUCAUUUGGUGACUUUUCUCUUCUGGUCCCAGCAGGUAAAAAUCGUUAUAAAGUUGGUGUUACUACAAAAAAGGACUUUUUGUUGCUUUGGAACUGUAAGUGGCCGAAAGAUAUGAAUAAAAUUGAUAUUGAAGUAGAAAGACCUAGAGUCUUACCUGAUUCCUGUGCAGUAGUUUUACGCUAUGUACCAACUGAUUUACCAAAGGAAUUCGUUACUCAGGAAAUAUCAAGAUCUAUAAAAUCAGCCAUACAAUUUUCAAAAAUUAAUUAUCAUCGCCCUAGAUCAACAUUUGAUUUUAGAUUUUGUAUCACAGAUGAAAAUGAAUAUGAAGAGGUAUUAAGUACUGGCCGUUUAGCUAUUGGUCAUGUACUUUUACCAAUAACUGCAUUAAUACCUGGUCUUAAAAUGACUUAUUGCAAUAACUGUUGGGCGUUAGGUCAUACUCGAUAUCAAUGUAAAAUAAGUCCACGUUGUCGAAAAUGUUUAGAUUUAUGGAAUGAUAAUCAUAUAUGUCAAAAAGCAGUAUUAUGUGCUCAAUGUCAAGGCCAUCAUGGAUCUCUUAGUAUGGAAUGUCCAGUAGUUUUACAUUAUCGUCGUACUUUAAAAGAGGAAGUUAACAAUGCAGUUAAGUAUGGGUGGCUAAACCCGGUCAAGGUGGAAAAUAAAGGUGCUUGGGUAAAGGAACAAGCAGCACCAAGUAAUUUACAAAAUUUUCAAGGAACAGACCAAUUAGGUGAACUCGUUACACAGGUGAAAAUGGUCUUAGAAGGUACACCAAAUACUAUGCAACAAAUGAUCAAUGCAUCUUUAGAAAAGAAAAACAAGCAACUCCUACUACAAAAGAUCGUUCAACAACUUGAAGAUUUUAAAGACGAUUUUAUAGGAAAACUUAAUUCUCUCUCCAUUGAUACUGAUCAUCAACAACAACAAUCUAAAUCAACAUCAGCAACUCCACCUCCAAUUCCCCUUAAUAGACCCACAGAUCAAACAAAAACAUUACCAACUAACAAAGGUAAAAACGUUCUGGUGGAAGAUGAGCAGUUGAUGGAAAUAACCAAUGGCUAG
This is a messenger RNA of Rotaria sp. Silwood2, 1341 nucleotides long. The record is from the annotation of a GenBank genome assembly. NCBI's taxonomy places the organism in Eukaryota, Metazoa, Rotifera, Eurotatoria, Philodinida, Philodinidae.